GAUUUUUAGGAAAUAUGUCUUGUCGUGCUGAUGUCCUGCCGAUUUUGCUCGUAGUUUUUCUACCACUAACAUGUGUUAUAACUUAUGUUAUGGCAGUUGUACUGGGCCACGUGGACCCCGAGUUUCCAUACAUUAGCGACACCGGAACUGUACCGCCAGAAAGCUGCGUGUUUGGCAUUCUGCUCGGCCUGUACGCUUUCAUUUGUGCGUUUGCAAUAUAUAUCCGCUAUUGUCAAGUAGCAGCAUAUUGUUUUGAAAGGCGGGGGUUGGUUAGAGCAAACAAGGCAGCACUCGUUCUGGGUCUCACGUCUUCGUUUGGAAUCUUCUUGGUGGCUAACGUCCAGGAAACCAAUCAGAUCGUAGUUCAUCUGUGUGGUGCGGUCCUGUCAUUCGCUGGUAUCGGCGUAUACUUCUGGUUUCAAACUGCGCUGUCCUACAUGGUGAAAACUAUACCCGGAUACUGUGGAUGUGUGCGUCAUUUCCGCCUGGUGUUGACGCUCAUACACCUCUGCUGCUGUAUUGCAACGCUUGUUUGUGGAGCAGUAGCCACCAGUGAAUUAAAGGACCACGACGCACGAAAACACCGAUUUCACUGGCAUUCUCAAGAUGGGGGUUUCUUGUGGCACGUGGCUUCUGCUUCAUUGGAGUGGGUGGUGGCCUUCAUAUCCGUCGUCUAUUUUCUCUCUUUUAUUAGAGAGUUCGGUCGCUUCAGGUUCACAUUCCCUCAAGUCAUAUUUACCAAUAUGGCACAACUGAAUGGAACAGACAACGACAGCUUAAUGAUUUCAACGAUAAAUAAAAUCACCAAAACAGAACCAAAUCCUACUGCUGAAUGCAUUUAGACCAAAUGGUCACGUGGGACAAUUUUACAAAACAUCGGAUGUUAUACCGGAUAUACGUUUACAUGCGUUUGGCAAAUAUUUCAGGUUGAAAAAAUUAUCAAUAUGGAAGAUGGAGCAUUUUAAGGACAACAGAAAGUGAAAUACGUGUACUUCAAACUGUAUUUGUUGUACUACAAUAGUACUAAACAUAGUGGUUUAGUCGGCUAUUGGGUGUCAAACUAUGAUAAAUGCAAAUACAAUGUUUUGUGAAAUUGUGCCAUUGAUGAUAUUUGACUGGUUGAAAACAUAUUUUUAUUGCACACAGAACAAAAUGAUUUGAUACAAGUUUCCUAAUUUACACAAUCACAACAAGACUGCUGACCCAGGAUUUUCUCAGAACAAAACUGCAGUCUAGAUGACAUUUAUGGUGGCUGUUUGACAUAUUGUCGCUAGUUUGAUGAGUGCCACCACAAGUGUUUGUUUAGACAAUCUCAAGAUAAUGUUAUCUACAUACCUGUACUACAUUUGGAUAGAGUUACAAUAGAGUGAAAUAAGAGGCUAUGACGUUGAUGCGGGAAAAUACCCUUAACAAUAGACGAAAACUCGUCUCCAUAACGGUUACUUCUCAGACGUAUGUGUGUUUUCACAAAUAUGAAAAAUGCAUGAUAUUAGAAACACCAGGAUGACCAGAAACACUUCGGAUGUACGGAAAUUGAUAAUCUAAGCAAUAAAAUCUAUGUAAUGUUUGAUGUCAAUAAUCACAAAACGGCUCUAAUAGUAAAACAAAUACGAUGUUGUGUCUAAAACUAAAGUCUGUCCCUUUAAAGGGAGUCUGUUGCCAUGGUGAGAUGUUUACGACUAACAGAUCCUUUAAAGGGAGUCUGUUGCCAUGGUGAGAUGUUUACGACUAACAGAUCCUUUAAAGGGAGUCUGUUGCCAUGGUAAGAUGUUUACGACUAACAGAUCCUUUAAAGGGAGUCUGUUGCCAUGGUAAGAUGUUUA
Molecule: messenger RNA, 1823 nt
Organism: Gigantopelta aegis
Lineage: Eukaryota; Metazoa; Mollusca; Gastropoda; Neomphalida; Peltospiridae
Product: DNA damage-regulated autophagy modulator protein 2-like
Exons: 7
Coding region: 15-842 (275 amino acids)
Source: RefSeq, a predicted model, not a curated record